AUGCCACGGUCUCCGAAAACGCAUGCACAACAGGCCGGAAGCCAGCAAACUCCCGCGGAAAGCGGGCGGGAUGACGACCCCAGCGGCGGGUCGCUCCAGUCGCUCGAUCCGCUGCUGAACCUUUCUCCGGCUCAACAGCAUUCGGAACCCACGAUCCUGCAUUCCAACCUGGCAUCGACUACUCUUGCUUCUUACCGCCCAGCACUUGCUCAGGAGGAUCGAUUGGAGUCCACUUCUGGUCUCGAAGCCCAAGGAUGGGGGCCUAUACCUCUGAUAGACGUCGCAAACGGCAACCAUUCUGGCAACAUGGUCGACGACAGACCCAAGUUCUUCCCAGCCACCCACAGUGUCGAAGAAACGAGGAUGUUCGACCUCCAACCAGAUCGUCUUCCGGGCUUACGGCAACAAAAGUGCGAACGAGGCAAAGACGACUUUGCGCCUUGUGGGCGAUGCGCUGGUAUUCCUUUCUACCUCCUCCAGAAGCCUUGCUGUCGCGUCGACAUCGUUGACAUAAAGCUGUUCCGACUUGGUACAACAUUGGACAAACUUGGCAGUCUUCAAAAGUGGAUGCGAUCCAAAGAGCCGAGGAAGAACAAUUCAUUCCUGCAAGAUGGAACAACAGUCUUCGAGCCCCCGCACAAGGUGCAGCUCACCCAUGACGUCUGCACUACCACCUUUGAGGUGACCCUAUCACGCUACGAGGCCGGUCCGGGCGAUACGACGAGCUACUCUUGGACUGAUGCCGCGGGAUGCAAGCAGACUUAUGAGCUGCCUCCAUACUACAUAUCGGACUUGGAAGAGGCCGGCCGGAAUCUGCGCAAGUAUACAUCCAAAGCCAGAGGAGAAUUCACCCAAAGGCUUCUGGUCAACAGCAAUCCCAUCGUUCUCAAGACCUUCAAAGAGGCAGAAAGAUUCAUCCGUGAAUCCAAGAGCGCUCUCGUGACUGGUGCUUUGAUGUUCUGGUCGGCGACUCGUAUGAUCGAGAGGUUCUGGCUCAUUACCGGAGACGAUAUGCUUGGACUUGAGCCUAUGACAGAGCGUAUUGGUCCAUGCCGGUUCAAUCCAUACGUCAAGGCAGUCCCCGUCACACCUAUCAUGGAUACUCAGCUCGACGAAAUCACCAUCAAGCACGUACUGAAACCUCUCAAAGAGAAACUCUUGGAUCUCCUCGAGAAGAAAAUUUUGGAGAAGAAGAGGGAGAACUGGUACGAGAUCUACCUUGCCACCUUUAUAAUCCUUCACAACUCGGAAGUGAUCAUCAGCCAAGUCGUUGACUACUCCAGACGAUACGGCAACAGUGCCCUUUGCUGCAAGUUUGCGCCGAGAUCGAAUGAUGGGGAUUCUCUCAGCGACGCCUACUACCACGGUUGCAGGACUGUACUUUCUUACUUCCACUUUGCUUCCGGCGGCGCUGCUCCGUUUUCUCUGUCCAAGAGCGCGCUCGACUUUGAUGGGUCAAUCAUGUCCCAAGGCCAGAUUGACUUUUUGGCCGAUAUCAAUGGCGAAAUUCAGAGCCAAACUCACACUGCAUAUGCAAAGAAUACGAGCGAGAUCGGCUGUAAUCUAGAUCAUGUCUUCAAAUCGAACCUGUUUUGUGAUUACCGGGUGAAUCACUGGGCGUGUCUCAAGCCCGCCCUGGUGAUCUUUGUCAUCAUGCAUGUGUGGGCCUCUCUGCGCCUCUGGCCCGAGCCUGUUGACGCCGCCUUUCCCAACAAGGAAAUCGGUGACUGUGGCUACCCCUCCCUGCAUGCAAUGUACCUGCCAGACGCGGGCCUCCCCAACCCGGCCGUGAUGAUAGAGGCAAACGACUUUGCCCAGAAGAUGAAGAUGGACUCCCCGCCCGCGUCUGCCUCCCUACAGGGCCUCAGGGAGGCGACCCACGCCGAUCUCAGUACCGUCACCCAAAUCCAUAUCGAUAGCUUCGUGGAGGAGCCUAUGGACAAUUACUGCUACCCUCUCCGAUUCCAAUACACCGACGAUCAUUUCAAGUGGCUGAGAAGGGAAUACGAGUACUACUUGGACAAUCCGCACAAUUUGGAACAUUGCCGUACUGGCCGACGCGCCACCAAUGGGCAUGUUUUCACCAAUCCUCGUGAUUGGGCACCCCUCGCUAAAUCACAAACUCCCGCAGACCGCGGACUAGACGAACGACGCGAUGCCAUCAAGAAACACGUCGAGACAUAUGUCGCCGUGGCUGGGAAGCGCUACAAGCCCGACGGUUUCUUUUACAAAUGGUCUGACAAGCAACUCAACCUCUCCGUCCUGGCAGUUCUUCCCAAGUUCCGACGUCAUGGAGUCGGCACCAUGAUGACAAAGUGGGGCAUGGAUGAUGCUGCAGAGAAGGGCUGGCCGGUGACUGUGUGCGCCAGCCCCCUCGGCACAUUUCUCUAUGCACAUCUCGGGUUCGACGACAUAGGUACCGAGGUUAUCCAGGCCGAGGGCGAAGAAGAAUCCUUCUCGAGCGCGGUCAUGGUGCUUGUACAUAAGACUGAUGCCAGCAUUAUACUAUCAUAA
Messenger RNA from Thyridium curvatum, 2514 nucleotides. RefSeq lists its product as uncharacterized. The record is from RefSeq and is a predicted model, not a curated record. NCBI's taxonomy places the organism in Eukaryota, Fungi, Ascomycota, Sordariomycetes, Thyridiales, Thyridiaceae. Gene Ontology annotation, molecular function: acyltransferase activity, transferring groups other than amino-acyl groups. The transcript has 9 exons. The coding region runs from base 1 to 2514 and encodes 837 amino acids.